AUGAUUUGUGAGGAAAUUGGUGGUCAUCCCUUUUGUUUACUUGUUGACGAAGCACGUGAUGAGUCUCAUAAAGAGCAAAUGUCUCUUGUUUUGAGAUUUGUUAAUAAAGAGGGUUUCAUUAUAGAACGUUUUUUUGGACUUGUUCAUGUACGUGACACUACGGCACAAACGCUCAAGGAUGGAAUCUAUUCUUUGUUGUCACAUUACAAUCUUGAUGUCAAGUCUAUUCGUAGACAAGGGUAUGAUGGUGCAAGCAAUAUGCAAAGUGCUUCUUCCAAACGCACUGAUCAACUACGAGAUGCACAAGUCGAGCAAAUUGCAUACUUGAUUUCUGUUGAUGAAUUAGAGACCGGUAGAGGUCUCAAUCAAAUUGGUACAUUACAACGAGCCGGAGAUACACUUGAGCAUCAUUACCGAGUGGAUAUCUUUUAUAAAGCAAUUAAUUGUCAAUUAAUGGAAUUAGAUCAUCGUUUCAGUGAUGGUUCCAUGGAGAUGCUUCGUCUUGCUUCAACUCUAGAUCCUAAAAAUGCGUACGAGACUUUUAGAAGUCUUGAUGUACGACAACUUGUAGAGAAGUUUUAUCCUGAAGAUUUCAGUGAUCAUGAGAGAACAAUUCUGAAAAUGCAACUUCAGCAUUAUGCUAUUGAUGUCGUUCAACAUGUAGAUUAUAAGCAAUUGACAUCUCUUGCAGAAUUGGGUCAAUGGGAAGUAGCUGAAAAGAUUAGUUUGGAGGAAAUUGUGGAAGAGUUCAAGGUCGCAAAAGAUAGACGGGUUCCACUUUGA
This is a messenger RNA of Cynara cardunculus var. scolymus (artichoke), 783 nucleotides long. RefSeq lists its product as uncharacterized. NCBI's taxonomy places the organism in Eukaryota, Viridiplantae, Streptophyta, Magnoliopsida, Asterales, Asteraceae. The record is from RefSeq and is a predicted model, not a curated record. The transcript has 3 exons. The coding region runs from base 1 to 783 and encodes 260 amino acids.